Melozone crissalis (California towhee) is the source of this 325-nucleotide messenger RNA. RefSeq names its product growth-regulated alpha protein-like. Bases 1 to 288 code for a protein of 95 amino acids. The record is from RefSeq and is a predicted model, not a curated record. Lineage: Eukaryota; Metazoa; Chordata; Aves; Passeriformes; Passerellidae. Gene Ontology annotation, molecular function: CXCR chemokine receptor binding; chemokine activity. Gene Ontology annotation, cellular component: extracellular region. The transcript is spliced from 4 exons. Gene Ontology annotation, biological process: neutrophil chemotaxis; chemokine-mediated signaling pathway; antimicrobial humoral immune response mediated by antimicrobial peptide.
AUGGGAGCCCCCCUGCUCCCCUGGCUGCUGCUGCUGCUGCUGGUGUCCCACCCUGCCCACGCAGCCAUCCUGGAGGUGAACGGGAACCUGAGCUGUAGGUGUGCCAAGACAACCUCGGAAUACAUCAGUCCCAAGAAAUACGAGAGCAUUGAGAUAAGGCCCGUGGGCAGCAGCUGCAGGCGCACGGAGAUCAUCAUUAAGUUGAGAACCUCAGGGAAGGUGUGUGUGAAUCCCGAAGCCCCCUGGGUGAAGAAGCUGCUGAAGCGCAUUGCCAGCACGAAGAAAUAAUAGGUUUCCUGCUAAGGAAGUUGGUGCCCAGAGCCCC